AUGAACCAGCGCACUUUGAACGAACUUCGUAAUGCCGGUCGCGAAGUACAUUUGCAAAGCAAAAAUUUGGACGAAGUCAAAGACCUGUUACGUGAUAUUGCGCAAAAAACUCGUGAGAAGAUUACAUCAGAUGUUAAAAAUCGUGCAGUAUCAUUGAUUGUUGACGCUGUUUUGAAACAACAAUUGCAAAAUACAGUUGAUCAGAGCCGAAAUGAAACAUUGGUCAGAGUAGUCACGGCGACAAAUCGUAAUGAUAUGAACGAUGAAGGAAUUGAUCAAGAAAUCGAAGAAUAUUUGGCACUCAACGAAAUGUCGGACGACGAGGCAUUAGAUAUUUUAUUUCGUGAUGCCGAUGAUGAACCAAAUGAAGCUGCUAUUGAAGAGAAUGAAACACUUCUUUCUGUAAUUACUGAAAAUCUCAAUAACGCUGGAGUUAACGUCAUUUGGAAUGUAAAUGGCGUAAACUGUGCCGAUCACACACUUCAACUAGGUAUAAAGGAUGGUAUCAAAGCAACAUCGCAAUCAGAUCGAAAUGUAAUGAAAUUAUGCAAAAAAGUCGCUGUGUACCUCAGAUUGGAUUCAACGAUGCAUGAACUGAGAAAUAAUGGAUUGAAACAUGUCAAGCCACGUCUUGAAGUAGCAACACGCUGGGGAUCUUUGUACAUGAUGAUGUCUGAUAUAGUUGAUCGAAAGGCAAAUGUUGAGCACUUGGGAAUGAAAGGACAUAAGUCAUGUCAACUACUUUUGCACAAGUGGAACACUUUGGUAGAAUUGAUGUUAGUUCUUAAAGAUCCAUUCAAACGAACCAUUCAACUACAAAGGGAGGAUUUGACUUUAUCGGAUGCAUACGGUAUUUGGACUAAAAUGCGACUUUAUUUGCAAGCUUUCUCAAGAAAAGUGCGAACAGGUUUUGGUGCAUGUUUAUACGAAGCUAUAAAGGAAAGACAGAAGACAAUUUUUAUUAAUCCCGUUUUACAAUCUUCAUUGUAUCUCGAUCCACGUUUCCGAUCUGAAAUCACGAGAGAUGAAGAAAAAUGUUCACGAGCCAUAGAAUUUUUAUCAAACUUGUAUUGCCGCAUUCAAGAAAUAAAAAACGCAGUAAGCGAAACAACUAGUCCAAAAAAUUCCAUCAUCAUGUCAGUAUCCAGUGAACGUGUCGUAAACGAUGAUUUUGACAGUCCAGGUCGACUCAAAAAAUAUUUGGAACGAAAUUCAUUGUCAACAACACCAAAUGAAUCGCUUGAAUUGCCGACACAAUCUGAACAAAGCACCACUGGAAGUGAUAUUAAAACAAUCAUCGAGUCUUUUCAACCAAAACAUCUUGACCUCAACGGAUCAAUUCUCAAUUAUUGGGAACUUGAAAAGGAAAAUAGCUCAAAAUUGUAUGAAAUUGCUAGUGUUUUGUAUGCUACACCACCGACAGAAGUGCAAAUAGAACGAGAUUUUUCAACACUAGAGUUUAUCUUUUCUCAACGCCGUGGCAAUAUAUCAAACGAAUUAUUGGAAGAUAUUUUGCUAAUUAAUUUGAAAUCAGAUAUUUUUGAGGAAAUUCGAAAAGAAAAAUUAGCCUAUAUACUUCACGAAGAGAGUCAAUUGUAA
This is a messenger RNA of Contarinia nasturtii (swede midge), 1599 nucleotides long. RefSeq lists its product as uncharacterized. Bases 1 to 1599 code for a protein of 532 amino acids. Gene Ontology annotation, molecular function: protein dimerization activity. The transcript is spliced from 3 exons. Lineage: Eukaryota; Metazoa; Arthropoda; Insecta; Diptera; Cecidomyiidae. The record is from RefSeq and is a predicted model, not a curated record.